GCGUUUUGGCGCGACUGUAACUGUGUGACUCGUGUGACUGUAUCAUAUUCUUGUGUCGCGUUAUCGUUACAUGCGUGACCAGGCGGAACAAAACUUAUCCCGCGUGCGUUGCAGCGAAUGUGUUAAUUCGGAAGCAUGGCUACUGCUUAUAGAUUGAGACUUGCAAUUAAAUUCGGAAGGAAUCUCUCGACGCCCUUAAGACGAAGCUUUGAGAGGAAACUUUUAGAGAGACAAUGCCAGAGACUUUCAGCUUCAACAGGUAUCUCGGUGCGAUGCUUUUCCUCUCAGACUGCAACACAAACCACAGAAACUCACAACAUUAUAAAAGAUACUGAGAAACCAACAGGUGAAAGCAUAAAACAUGAAUUUCAAUCAGAAACGCAGAUGCUCUUGCAAAUUGUUGCAAAGAGUUUAUACUCAGAUAAAGAGGUCUUUCUACGUGAAUUAAUUUCCAAUGCAAGUGACGCACUCGAAAAGCUAAGAUAUAUGCGUUUGAGUGAUUCUAAAACUGCAGAAGUAGUCGGCGAUAGGAGUUUAGAAAUCCAUAUCGGUACUGAUAAACAGAAUAGAAUUCUUACGAUUCAAGACACAGGUAUCGGCAUGACCCAGGAGGAACUGAUAUCAAAUCUAGGAACUAUCGCGCGAUCUGGUUCCCGCGCUUUCUUAGAAAAGUUAAAAGAGAAACAGAAUGCCGGCGAUUCUUCUCAAAUCAUUGGACAGUUUGGUGUUGGGUUUUAUAGUGCUUUCAUGGUUGCUGAUAAAGUAGAAGUAUAUACAAAAUCGUAUUCAGAGAAUGCUGAGGGCCUCUGCUGGAUUUCUGAUGGUUCAAACACUUUCAAAAUCUCGAAGGCUGAGGGUGUUCAACCUGGAACAAAGAUCGUCAUUCACUUGAAACCUGAGAGCCGAGAAUAUAGCGAUGAAACUGCAGUUAAUCGUCUCAUUACCAAAUAUAGUAACUUUAUUAGCAGCCCCAUUUACGUGAACGGGAAGAGGGUUAAUACUAUACAGCCGUUAUGGAUGCUCGAUCCGAAAGAUAUCACACCUAUGCAGCACAACGAGUUCUACAGAUUUAUUGGAAAUUGUUUCGAUUCUCCACGAUUUACGCUGUAUUACACAACCGACGUUCCACUCAAUAUAAGAGCGUUGCUAUAUUUUCCUGAAGAGAGACCUCCGUUGUACGAUUUCACGAAAGGCGAGAUGAGCAGCGUCUCGUUGUAUAGUCGUAAAAUACUAAUCAAAAGUAAAGCGGAAAACAUUUUACCAAAAUGGUUGCGUUUCGUAAAGGGAGUGGUUGAUUCCGAAGAUAUUCCUCUGAAUUUAAGUCGCGAGUUGCUGCAGAACAGUGCCUUGAUCGGGAAAUUGCGAGAUGUUCUAACAACACGAGUUUUGAAGUUUUUAAAUGAGAGAUCUCAGAAGCAGACUGAAGAUUAUCAUAAAUUUUAUAAAGAUUACAGUAUCUUUUUGAAAGAGGGUAUUGUGAGCACUGACAACCAAAAAGAGAAGGAAGAAAUAGCUAAACUUCUGAGAUUCGAGUCGUCUGCCACUGCACCAGGAGAACUAAUUAGUCUUACGGAUUACUGUAAACGAAUGCCUUCAGAACAGACUAAGAUAUAUUACUUAUUAGCGCCAAGCCGAAGUUUAGCAGAACAAUCGCCAUACUAUGAAUCGCUAAAGAAACGAAAUAUCGAAGUACUAUUUUGUUACGAGGCACACGACGACGUAAUCUUCUUACAUUUGAGGCAGUUUAACUCCCAUAAUCUGACUUCCAUCGAGGAGAAUAUGCGUGAAGCAGAUUCGAAAUCAGAGAGUCCCGGUGUUAUCAAUCAAGGGGAGAUCGAUACUCUGAUAACUCACAUGAAAACUGUUUUGUCUGGGAAGGCGCACGAUAUUAAAACGACGAAUCGGCUCGAAUCGUAUCCAUGCGUGAUCACGGUUCAGGACAUGGCGAGCGCAAGGCAUUUUACGCGCAUACAAGCUCGCCAAGUGAGCGAUGAAAUGUUGUACUCGAUGCUUAGACCGUGUCUCGAAAUCAAUCCCAAUCAUCCGAUCAUCAAGAAACUUUGUGGACUAGUGGGCACCGAUCCGAAAUUAGCAGAUCUCCUAAUAAAACAGCUGUUCACUAACAGUAUGGUAGAAGCUGGUUUGGUCGACAACCCGCGAGUGUUGCUGGCAUCGAUGAACGAGUUACUGACCGCAGCAUUAGAAAAAGUUUAGAUCUCAUUACUUUAAUUCCAUUUGAUAAAUUACUUGAUACGUUGUACAUUGUAAAGUUUUUAUAGAUAACAUGUUAACUUAAUUGAAAUAUAUAGACAUAACGAGACAAAACGUAGGCAAUUGUAUUCUUUAUUACAAUAGGUUGAUCUUGUACAAAUGAAUUAUAGCCAUCUAAUUAUAACAGGUCGAUUUCCUCGUCGUUUAAAGGAUUUUUAAUAUAUCGAUAUGUAUCCUAUCAGCAGGGCUAGUUUUCCUUUUCUCUUCGCGUGGAAUUUCGAAGUUGUACCCACACCUUCGUCGUCGUACAAUUAUGGCAAGUUACAGUAAAUUAUCAAAUAAAUCGA
Messenger RNA from Ceratina calcarata, 2558 nucleotides. RefSeq names its product TNF receptor associated protein 1 (gene Trap1). The transcript is spliced from 13 exons. Gene Ontology annotation, biological process: protein folding. Bases 136 to 2214 code for a protein of 692 amino acids. The record is from RefSeq and is a predicted model, not a curated record. NCBI's taxonomy places the organism in Eukaryota, Metazoa, Arthropoda, Insecta, Hymenoptera, Apidae. Gene Ontology annotation, molecular function: ATP hydrolysis activity; ATP binding; ATP-dependent protein folding chaperone.